AUGCCUGGCAACUGGGAUCAAGAUGUCCUUCGCGCUCAGUUCUGUCACGCGCUCUCCAAUGUGUACAAAAGCGAGGUUCCCUUGUAUGGAGAUCUCGUUGAUCUUGUUUGGGAAGCAGACGCAAAGACUAUCCAAGCCAGUCAGGGUCGAGAAGGGAAGCAGACUAUUGAUCCUGAUGAUAUUCUGCCAUCACGGCACCGAGUGGAAAGACAUGGUGCUAUUCGACUAGGAACCGCCCAAGAACUGAGCACAAUCCGCCGCAUGUUUGCUGUCAUGGGAAUGCACCCGGUAGGAUAUUACGAUUUGAGCCUAGCCGGGUUCCCCAUGCAUGCUACAGCCUUUCGACCUAAGACCCGUGAUGCUCUGACUCAACAUCCUUUCCGAGUAUUCACUACAGUUUUGAGAAUGGAUCUCUUGACUGGGCAAACGAGACAGCUGGCAAAGAAGGCUCUGGACCAAAGGAACAUCUUCACUCCCAGACUUCUAGCUCUUUUGGAUAUCGUGGAUACCAAGGGGUCAUUAUCUGCAGCUGAAUGUGCUGAGUUUAUCAUCAAUGGGCUUGAGACUUUUAGGUGGCAUUCAAAAGCAACAGUAACUCUGGAUGAAUACAAGAUACUCAAAGCGGAGCAUCCACUUAUCGCCGACAUUGUCUCUUUUCCCAGUUCUCAUAUUAAUCACUUGACGCCUCGCACCAUCGAUAUUGAUCUAGUUCAACAACUCAUGGUAGACCAUGGGAUGCCUGCCAAAGAGCGAAUAGAGGGCCCUCCAAAACGAGAAUGUCCGAUUCUUCUCAGACAGACCAGCUUCAAGGCUCUUGAAGAGACGGUUUAUUUCCGAGAUACAUCCGACACUUAUGUCAAAGGGUCCCAUACUGCCAGAUUUGGCGAAGUGGAACAACGAGGCUAUGCCUUAACUCGGAAAGGAAGACAGCUCUACGAUCAGAUUCUGGAUCGAGUCAAUGCCGAGUCAGCAAAGAAUAAUAUCAAACAAGCCGCCUAUGAAGAACUUCUAGAAGAUCACUUCAAGGCCUUUCCAGAUACCAUGUCUGCCUUGCGUGGUCUUGAUCUAGCAUACUUUUUCUAUCAAUUGACCCCAAAGGCUGAAGAUCUGGUGAAGGAGAAUCAUGAUACUUCCUUUGAGGAUUGCUCGGCAUCGGUUCAGGAGCUCUUGGAAAAAGGCCUAUUGAACUACGAGCCUCUCACCUACGAGGAUUUCCUACCAUUGUCCGCGGGCGGUAUUUUCAACUCAAAUCUGGGCAAUGUUUCGCAAUCAAAACAGCUAAUAAUGAGUGCUGAACCUGAUAUUGAUGGAUUCCAACUCUGUCUUGGAGCUCCAGUUGCGGAUGAAUUCCAUCUAUACGAGGAAAUGCAGCGGGAGUCAUUGGAGAAUUGCAGACAACGACUUGGCUUGAACAAACUCAUCCUUUAG
Messenger RNA from Penicillium malachiteum, 1428 nucleotides. Its product is annotated as VOC family protein. Gene Ontology annotation, molecular function: oxidoreductase activity. The transcript has a single exon. NCBI's taxonomy places the organism in Eukaryota, Fungi, Ascomycota, Eurotiomycetes, Eurotiales, Aspergillaceae. The record is from RefSeq and is a predicted model, not a curated record. The coding region runs from base 1 to 1428 and encodes 475 amino acids.